Messenger RNA from Poecilia reticulata (guppy), 5826 nucleotides. NCBI's taxonomy places the organism in Eukaryota, Metazoa, Chordata, Actinopteri, Cyprinodontiformes, Poeciliidae. The record is from RefSeq and is a predicted model, not a curated record.
GGUGCAAUCAGAAACCUAACACCACCAUUCCUGGAUGUGAUCAAGAAGAGGAGGAUCUUUAUGAGAGCUCUGGAUACUGUGGCAUCCUGCUGGAUAAAAACGGGCCCUUCGCUGCGUGCCACCCCAAAGUCAACCCAAACAAUUACUUCAGGGACUGUGUGUUUGACUUGUGUGAACUGGAUGGAGCCAGACCCAUUCUCUGUGAAGCUAUUGAGGCCUAUGUCACUGAGUGCCAGGACCGUGGAGUCACCAUUGGACCCUGGAGGAAUGAAAGUUUCUGUCCACUGAAAUGCCUCCCUAACAGCCACUAUGAGCCCUGUGCUGACCCCUGUCAGGAGACGUGCUCUGGAAGACCUUCCUCCUGUGGCGGACCGUGCUCUGAGGCGUGUGUGUGUGAUCCUGGUUAUGUGCUAAGUGCUGGAAAGUGUGUCGCAAGUAAUACUUGUGGCUGCAAUCACACAAACGGACAGUAUUAUGAGCCUGGAGAGGAAUUCUAUGUGGACGACUGUAAGCUGAAGUGCAAGUGUAAUGCUCCAUUUGUUACCUGUGAGGCGUCAGAGUGUCCCCCGAUGCACGAGUGCAAAGUGCAGGAUGGAGAUUUGGGCUGCUAUCCCACCGGCUCACAGGACUGCGUGGUUUCUGGGGAUCCCCAUUACAACACGUUUGACAAGAAGUUCUACAGCUUUAUGGGAACCUGCACUUACACACUGGCCAGGACGUGCAAGAACAACACAGGUCCUUGGUUUUCUGUGGAAGCCAAGAAUGAGGAGCGAGGAGGACCAGACCUGUCCUACCUGAGAAAACUCUACAUCACUGUGAAUGGAGUCACCGUCACACUGAUGAAGUCCAGGAGAACUCUGGUGAACGGUGUGCGUGUGGCUCUCCCUCACUCCCCCUCUCCUCUCAUGUCAAUCAGUCUUGCCGGUCAGUACGUCACCUUGGAGACGACCUUUGGUCUCCGGGUUCGUUGGGAUGGAAAUCAUUAUGCCCAGAUCUCAGUUCCUAGCUCCUACUAUGACCAGAUGUGUGGUCUAUGUGGCGACUACGAUGGGAACCCAAACAAUGACUUCACUAAACCAGACGGCUCCCUGGUAGACAACGUCAAUGACUUUGGAAACAGCUGGCAGACGAAAGAGGACGAGGAUGAGAGAUGCACUCAAGGCUCGAAGCCGGAACCAGACUGCGACCCCAGCCUGGAGGAGGAGUUGGUGAAACCAGACAAAUGUGGCAAAAUAGAAGAUCCUACUGGACCCUUCAGGGACUGCAUCGCUGUUGUAGAUCCCACGUCGUUCUUCAAAAGUUGUGUUUACGACAUGUGCCAGUUCAACGGCCAGCACCAUGUGCUGUGUGACCAGCUGCAAGCUUACACUGACGCAUGCCAGAGCGCUGGAGCCACGGUGCACCAGUGGAGAACUCCAGACUUCUGCCCCCUGGCCUGUCCUCCUAACAGCUCAUACUCCCUGUGUGUGAGCUCCUGUCCUGAAACUUGCCUGGGUGUGGCCGGCCCGCCUGGCUGUGAGGACGUGUGUGUGGAGGGCUGUGAGUGUAACCCAGGCUUCAUCCUCAGCGAUGACAGAUGUGUUGCAUUUAAAGACUGUGGCUGUGUGGACGCCAGUGGGACGUACUAUCCUGUUGGAGAAGACUGGUACUUGGAGGGUUGUGAGCAGAAGUGUGAGUGUCAGAAAGGAGGUUUGCUCCAAUGUUAUAACACCAGUUGUAGACCCGGCACUGAGAGCUGCCAGCUGCACAACGGACAGUAUGAAUGCCGACCUCUGGGAAAUGGUAUCUGUUCAGUGUCUGGAGAUCCUCACUACACCACCUUUGAUAAGGAAACCCAUAAUUACAUGGGUGCUUGCUCCUACACACUAACCAAGCCCUGCAACGAGUCCUCCGGGUUGCCGUACUUCACCGUGGACACCAUCAAUGAGCACAGAGGGAGUAACAAGAAGGUCUCCUACGUCCGAGCUGUGGUCGUCAACGUGAAAGACGUGACUUUCAUCCUUGGCAAAGGCCGCAAAGUCCAGGUCAACGGGACUUUAGUUGUUCCACCCGUUACCUCCAUCAAUGGGGUUCAGAUCUACCUGAGUGGAAAGUUUGUCGUUCUGGAAACAUCGUUUGGGCUGAGGGUUCGGUUUGACGGGAAUCACCACGCAGACGUCUCCGUUCCAACUUCGUACAGCGGCCUCCUUUGUGGCAUGUGUGGAAAUUUUAACGGCGAGCCCGAAGACGACAACUUGAAACCAGACAAUACAGCAGCUUCUAACACCAACGACCUGGGAGACAGCUGGCAGGUGCCUGACCCACGGCCGGACUGCACUAACGGUGGAGGAGAGGAAGACUGUGAUGAAGAUGUGGAGGAAGAGGCACAGAAGCCCACCAGCUGUGGAAUGAUCACUGAUCCCAAUGGAAUCUUUAAGCCAUGCCACUCUGUUGUUCCUCCUGAGUCCUUCUUUGAGAACUGUGUGUAUGACCUGUGUGCCACCGGCGGCCAGACCGUGGCCCUGUGCCAGGCCAUAGAGAGCUACGCUGACAUGUGUGCUGCUGCAGGAGUCCCCAUCCACUGGAGAGACAACACCUUCUGUCCUCUGAAGUGCCCUGCCGGCAGUCAUUAUGAGCCGUGUACCUCUGCCUGCCCUCAGCCCAGCUGCCAGGACCCUGCAGGUCCCGGGGGCUCCUGCAAGCACCCCUGUGUGGAGGGCUGUGUGUGUAACGAGGGCCUGGUCCUGAGCGGAGACAAGUGUGUCCCACUCAGUGAGUGUGGAUGUACAGAUGAAGAUGGGAAAUACAGACCGGUUGGAGACACCUGGUUCACUGAGACUGACUGUUCGGAGCGCUGUAAGUGUAACGGGAAUCUCAACGUCACCUGUGAGCCGUGGCGGUGCAGCCCGGCGCAGGAGUGCAAGGUGGUGGAGGGAGUUCUGGGCUGUCACUCUACAGGUAAAGGAGUGUGUCAUGUCGCUGGAGAUCCACACUAUUACACUUUUGACGGUGUGAUGCACACGUUCAUGGGUACCUGCACAUACACACUGGUGGAGGUGUGCAACAGCAGCAUGGUAACUCCCUUCAAAGUGGUGGCUAAAAACGAGGAGCGUGGUCAGCCAGAGGCCUCCUACGUCCGCUACGUCAAAGUCUACCUGCCUCACGACACCGAGGUUGAGCUCCAGAAGGGCCGCAGAGUUCUGCUGAAUGGGCGGCGUGUGCGAACCCCGCUCACCAUAGAUGAAGCUGGAGCCAAGGUGAUAACCAGCGGAUCCUACAUCCUUCUGGACACAAACUUUGGCCUCCAGGUGAAGUUUGAUGGAGUCCAUCACCUGGAAGUCACCGUACCUGGAGAAUACUUCAACAAGGUGUGUGGCAUGUGUGGGAACUACAACCACGAUAACUCUGAUGAUAACCUGAUGCCUGAUAAGAGACCAGCCAAGGACGUGAUUGAACUGGGCAACAGCUGGAAAUCGGAUGGAGACAGUGAUCCUGGCUGUCAGCCGGACACGCGCCCCGACAUCCACCCCGACUGCACCACAGAAGAAGAGAAUCUGUAUACGGCUCAGUGUGCUGAGGUCAUCAUGUCUGACCGCUUCAAGCCCUGCCACUCUCUCGUGCCCCCCGAGGCCUUCCUUGGUAACUGCAUCUACGACAUGUGCGAGUAUGACGGCAUGCAGGCGACGCUGUGUGACAACGUGGAGGCGUUCGCCCAGGCCUGCCACAGCGCCGGCGUCACCAUCAGCUGGAGGAACAACACUUUCUGCCCGCUGCCCUGUCCCACGAACAGCCACUACUCAGACUGCACUCCGCCCUGCCCUCCCACCUGCUCUGACCUCUUCCCCAUAUUCUGCCACCUUCCUCCAACCACCUGCGUGGAAGGCUGUCAGUGCAACGCCGGAUACGUCCUCAGUGAUGACAAGUGUGUUGCUCUGGAUAAAUGUGGCUGUGUGGGCUCGGACGGAGAGUAUCAUGAUGUGGGAGACUCAUGGCUGACAGAUAAAUGUUCUGAGUCGUGUACUUGUAACCUUGGUGGUGGAAUCACAUGUAAAAGCCACAGCUGUAACUCAAACUCAGUGUGUGCCCUGGACAAAAACGGAGACGUCUACUGCCAGCCCAGCAAGUUUGACCGGUGCAGCAUCACUGGAGACCCUCACUACAGGACUUUCGACAGCUUCAAGCAUCACUUCCAAGGAGCUAACACCUACAUCCUGACUCAGGGCCACAAUCUCCUGGACUCCCAGGUUUCCCUGCUUGUGAGAGGAAAGAAUAUCAGGCGAGGUUUGAGCAAGAGAGUGUCCGUCCUCGAUCAGAUGUAUGUUGACGUCUACGGCGUCAGCGUUCGUUUCCUGCAGAAGAACGUUGUCCUGGUGAACGGAGAGCGUGUCACACCUCCUCUCAGUCCGGUCAGGGGCUUGACAAUCACAAUGAACUCCAAGGAAGUCCAGCUUUCCACAGACUUUGGACUCACUGUGCGCUUUGAUGGCAAAAUCCGUGGAGAAAUUGAGCUCCCCAGCACAUACAGGCACUCUGUCAGAGGACUGUGUGGAAACUAUGAUGGCAUCACAGGAAACGAGUACAUGAAACCCGAUGGGACAGUGGUCAGGAGUUUGAAUGAAUUUGGAGAAAGCUGGAGAACCAACGACCGAGAGGCUGGUGGGCUGAAGAUCUCUGACGUUCAGAAGGCCGUUCAUGUCCACAGGCGAGAGGUGGAGACAGAUCCAGAGUCAGGAUUUGAGACGUCUGACUGCUCCACAUCUCAACUCAGCGACUACAACAGCGUGAAAAAGUGCGGAGCCCUGUCAGACCCUCAGGGGCCGUUUGUGGCCUGCCAUGACAUUGUGGAACCCCAACCCUACCAGGAUGACUGUUUGUUUGACCUGUGUGCUGAGGAGGGCAGCGAGGAGCUGCGCUGUGGCGGCUACGAGGCGUACGCCACCGCCUGUCAGGAGGCUGGAGUUGAACUGGGAGCCUGGAGGCAGAAUCUGAACUGCGCCCUGACUUGUGGUGCCAACAGCUCCUACUCCCAGUGCAUGACGGCGUGUCCAUCGUCCUGCGGCGACCUGGCAGCACCCUCUGAAUGUGACAUCACUUCCUGUGUGGAAGGGUGCCAGUGUGCCUCUGGUUUCGUGAUGAGCGAGGGGAUCUGUGUGCCGUACCCAGAGUGUGGCUGCACCUUCCUCAACAGAUACUACCCUCUGAAGGAGAAGUUUGUAACUGAAGACUGCUCCCAGUCCUGUGAGUGUACCAGCAGGGGAGCCGUGUGCCAACCCAAGAGCUGCCAGGAGGGUUAUGUCUGCACCAUCUUCGACUUAAAGCGAGACUGCUUCAAAGCAAGUCCCUGCCUCAGUUAUCCCUGUCUGAACGGAGGAACAUGUGUGGCAGACAACAACAACACAUACACAUGUACAUGUCCAGAAGGCUUCUAUGGCGCAAUCUGUGAGAUGGAGGAUACUGAUGCUCCAGGAGGUCUGGCAACCAAGUGGAUAAUCCUAAUUGCAGUCUUGGUCUCGGUUGCCGUCGUUGCCAUUGUGAUUACUGUUGUGUGUGUGUGCACACGGAAAAACAAGAAAAGCCUUUCUGAUGACGGAAGCAUCAGCUUGAAAUCAGCAGGUUAUCCAUAUGAACAGAUGGAUGAUGACAAGAAAGAAAAACGGACCAACAUGUGAUGAUGGUUCACAUGUCAACUUCUGCUCUGCUCUUCUUCUUCAUGUGACAAACUGACACUUUUUAACUUAUAUUUUUGAACUAACCUUUUUUUGUGUGAAAUGUUAAUGUUUCGUUAAUGAACUUGUUCUUUUUAAAAUGUCUGUAAUUUGUGAAUAAAUAUGCCUUUGUUGAAGCACA